AUGAAGCGGUUACGGCCGUCACGAUGGAACGCAGGGCAACUGCUCCAGGCUCGUGCUGCCAGCGCACCUCUGCCCCCUAGACGACCAUACCUGCACCAGUGCCAAUUGCGAUGCCUCGAGACCGACGCGUCCCCCGCCGAGACGAUGGCGAUACCGGCGAACAUGACCUCGAGCCUGGACGGCGGCGCCGGCGGCCCCAGCAGCAGCCGAUCGAGGAUAUCCCCUAAACUCUCUGCCCUCCACGCCCGUCUCUCUCUACCAAAGACCCUUCCUCUCCCCACCCUGGCCCGCGCUCUCAUCACCCCGUCCGCCAACAGAGACCACGGCGCCAAUAACAAGAGCCUGGCCGUCCUCGGCGUCUCGAUCAUCAACUAUCACGUCACCGAGUACCUGCUCUGCAAGUGGCCCCGUCUGCCCAUGGGUGUCAUGUACCAGGCACUGCGAGGCUACGUCGGCCCCGAAUCGCUUGGCGAGAUGGCCAGGCGAUGGGGUGCCGAGACCGCACAUGCCCCCGGCCCCGAAGUCGACCCGGGUCUGUUGCAGUGGGAGCCCACCAGGAUCGUACCCGGGGAGAAUUGGGGUGGUUACCUCACCCGGGAGGAGCUGUCAGGGUUCGAUCGCAGAGCAGGCGACCUCGACGUCCACAACGGACCCCAGAAGAUUGAGCAGUGGGAGAACCAUGCCUUUGCCUCGUUCGCCCAGGCCCUGGUCGGAGCCAUCUACAGCCACAGCGGCCGCGAAGCCGCGAAGCAAUUCGUCGAGUCGCAUAUUCUGAGCCGUCAGCUCGAAAUGGGCACGCUCUUCAAAUUUGUCAACCCCCUGCGCGAGCUCUCCCUGCUCUGCAAGCGCGAGGGGUUCGAGGCGCCGAUUGCGCGGCUCGAGUCCGAGACGGGUCGCAUGUCGCGUACGCCCGUCUUCCUGGUCGGCAUCUACAGCGGCAAGGAGAAGCUCGGCGAGGGGGCAGGGUCGAGUCUGCAGAUGGCGAGGAAGAAGGCAGCCAUGGCCUCGCUCAAGGCGUGGUAUCUCUACAGCCCUGGGAAUAAAGUGCGGGUACCCAGCGACAUAUUCAAGAAGGGCGCGGCGAAAUGGAGGGCGCCAUACAUUGAUUGUGGCGAGGUGAUCACCUGA
Emericellopsis cladophorae is the source of this 1128-nucleotide messenger RNA. RefSeq names its product 60S ribosomal protein L3. Gene Ontology annotation, biological process: primary miRNA processing; regulation of gene expression; rRNA processing. The coding region runs from base 1 to 1128 and encodes 375 amino acids. Gene Ontology annotation, cellular component: nucleus. Gene Ontology annotation, molecular function: double-stranded RNA binding; ribonuclease III activity. The record is from RefSeq and is a predicted model, not a curated record. The transcript has a single exon. NCBI's taxonomy places the organism in Eukaryota, Fungi, Ascomycota, Sordariomycetes, Hypocreales, Bionectriaceae.